GGAUUGGACGAAACCGCCCGUCAACUGAAAGGGCGGAGUUAUCCGAAAAGAGGCGGCCAAUCAACAAGGGGCUGAGGCUUCUCGCAGGAAGUGACGUUUGACAGAAGCAGCUGAAGUCGCUUCUUGAUUGGUUGCGCCCUCAGGACCCGGAUAUUGUUGUUCUUUUAUUGUCAUUCUCUAGAGGAAAGGCCAGGAAAAAGAUGGAAGCUGUAGACAUCCAGCCAGACUGCCUUGGACUUUAUUGUGGACGAAUAGUCGAAAUUAUAAAUGGGACUGACGUUCAUGGUGAAUGUGGGGUGUGUCCAAGAGGACAAAGAACAGACGCCCGCAAAAUCUGCCGAGAAUGUAUUGGAUCUCCAGAGCGCUAUGACUGGCUGUAUCUUGGCUUUAUGGCCAUGCUUCCUCUGAUCUUGCAUUGGUUCUUCAUUGAAUGGUAUUCAGGGAAAAAGAGCUCCAGUGCUCUCUUCCAGCACAUCACUGCUCUAAUUGAAUGCAGUGGGGCCGCAAUUGUUACUUUACUUGUGAGUGACCCCAUUGGCUCCCUGCAAAUCCGUUCAUGCAAGGUGGUGAUGCUUUCUGACUGGUACACCAUGCUUUACAAUCCGAGUCCUGAUUACGUUACCACCAUUCACUGUACCCAUGAAGCCGUCUAUCCUCUGUACACCAUUGUAUUUAUAUAUUACGCCUUCUGUUUGGUGCUGAUGAUGUUGCUCCGUCCCCUUUUGGUAAAGAAGAUUGCUUGUGGCCUGGGAAAGACAGAUCGGUUUAAGAGCAUUUAUGCAGCCCUCUAUUUUUUCCCAAUCCUAACUUUACUCCAGGCAGUUGGAGGCGGUUUGCUGUACUAUGCCUUCCCUUACAUUAUCAUUGUUGCAUCUCUUGUUACUCUGGUAGUGUAUCUGUCUGCUUCUGAAAUAGAAACAUUCAGGGAUCUCAUUGUGAGGAAGAAAAGGCUUAUCGUUCUCUUUAGCCAUUGGCUGCUGCAUGCCUAUGGAAUCAUCUCCAUUUCCAAGCUCAACAACAUUUACCAGGACUUGCCUCUGCUGGCUUUAGUCCCUGCACCAGCUCUCUUUUACCUGCUUACGGCAAAAUACACUGAACCCUCCCGGAUACUCUCCGAGGGAGCAAAUGGACGUUAACUGCAACUGCUGCCUCUCUGAGUACAGCUUUCCUUCUUGGCACAGAAUGUUGCCCCAGCACUGGACACAAGGCAGAGUCGUGCCUCCUAAACAGCUUAUGGACAUUCAGUGCAUGAAAUGCAUUAAGACUGUUUCAUUGGCUACUUGGACCCUAAAGCUGAGGCUCACCUGAACGGUGAAUGAUCAAGGCCUAUUUCCUGUACAUAUAUUUCUUCGUGAUGUGAAAAUGAAACAUUUUGUACAGCAUACUUGGAAAUACAGUUUUAUUUAUUUCGCAGUACAGUAUUUUAUCAUGUCUUUGAACAAGAAUGUGUAAUACAAUAAAGUUCCAGUAUUCUCAUUUCAACCACAA
Messenger RNA from Anolis sagrei ordinatus, 1488 nucleotides. The record is from RefSeq and is a predicted model, not a curated record. NCBI's taxonomy places the organism in Eukaryota, Metazoa, Chordata, Lepidosauria, Squamata, Anolidae.